AUGCUCGAUGGCGGCGCGGUCUGCGAUGCUCGAGCUCGAGCGUCGACCGAGAAGAACAGCACAAAUUUCCUUCUGACUAUUACCCUUUACACAUUGCUUCCUUGGAGAUUUCUCUACGAUCAGGGCGUCUCUCGUGGCGUCGUGGUUACCCAGGACUUUCUCCAGAUGCACAACCUAGCCGGUCCAUCGAAGACAUCGCUUUUGGGAACCGUAACUACAAUUGACGAUCUUGGCUGGGUGUUUGGCGCCGUCGUCGCCGUCUGGCUUGGAGAAAGGUUGGGUCGAGGUAGGCCAGUUUCGGUUGGGACAUCUAUCAUGAGCGUUGGAGCCAUUCUGCAGAUUUGCAUUUAUUGCACGGCUUAG
Molecule: messenger RNA, 363 nt
Organism: Cladophialophora psammophila CBS 110553
Lineage: Eukaryota; Fungi; Ascomycota; Eurotiomycetes; Chaetothyriales; Herpotrichiellaceae
Exons: 2
Coding region: 1-363 (120 amino acids)
Biological process (GO): transmembrane transport; carbohydrate transport
Cellular component (GO): membrane
Molecular function (GO): carbohydrate:proton symporter activity
Source: RefSeq, a predicted model, not a curated record